UGUUUUUACAGGUCAGGGAAACAAGAGAGCUGGUAAAAUCUAUUUCAGGCUUUUUCAAGUCACUUUUUGCCAUUAUGUGAAGGUGUGAUCUGAGGAUGAUGACAACUCCCUCUCCGGAGAACUAAUCGUAGCGGUAACAGAGCAAACGAAAACUCAGUUGAUCCAUCACAAAAUGCACCUCCUUCCUCUGAUCUUCGGGAUUGUGUUUCUCCCUAAAGCCUGCACCCUCAAAUGUCAUAUUUGUCUAGCUGCUGCCUCUGAAACCUGCGAGGACAAAGAAGAAAUAACAUGCCCUCCAUUGUAUGAUCAAUGUGCUACUAUCAGAUUCAUGACAUACUUAGGUACCACCAAAGUUUUGGAUAGCCAGACAAAAGGUUGUGUUCCGGAAGAACUGUGUGGUGAUGCCUCACUCAACUCUGGAUUAUCCAGACACGUAAUUUCCACCAAGUGUUGCCUCACCGACCUCUGCAACAAGAAUGAGACCUCUGAGCCAAGCAUACCUAGUUCCAAUGGUAAAACGUGCUAUUACUGCGAUGGAACAGACUGCACUAAUACUGUGAAUUGUGUGGGGAAUGAGGACUACUGCAUCACAGCAAAAGUGAAGAAGUUUAAGAUGAAGGGCUGUGCCUCCAAGCAGAUCUGCUACGGUGCACUAAGUGAGCAGCUCCAAGGAUUUCUGAAAGCAAAAUUCUGCUGUCAGGGUGACUUAUGCAACAGUGCCAGCAGCACACAUGCCGGCCUCCUGCUCCUGGUGGCACUGUUUGUCUCUUUGGUUACAUUCUCUUAACUGCUGAUGGCAGCAUCACUUCUCAUUUUCACAGGGCCUCAUAGUGCAUAUUAAACAUAAAACAUAACAUUAUGCUGUGCUAUUAUUAAUGUGUAAUGAUGUAUUCCUUUUGUUUUUGAUCCAUAAUCAGUGUAGGAUAAAUUCUGGGUAAACUGAGUUACCCUUGAAAACCCACAUUUCCACUUCUUCUCUCUCAGGUAGCAAUCACUCUUUAUCCCUGGAUGAAAUGAAAAAUAUACAAAAUGUUUUUCAAUGAAAACACUCGAGAAAGAUUGAGAGUGGGAUUUAGUUGUGAUUCCCCUCUGUUUCUGUCCACAAUUUUACUCUUACCUAAAAAGACCAUUCUUUCUACUUUGUGUGCUCUCCAGCCAUUAACGGAGUCUAAAUUAGUUACUUAACACAACUGUUUCUGUAAGUAUAUGCUUAUUUCUCUUGUUGUAGUUGCUGCAUAAAACAAGGACAAGACACCAUUAAUUGUUCUAAAUAUCAUUAUAAAAUGUGACAGAAGUGUCAAAACAAUAAUGAGACAAAUACAUGUGUAAAAUUGUAUAUGGACUAAUGGCUCAUGUAAAUUAUCAUGAUUCAGAAAAAAAAAUGUAUUUUUGGGAAUUUUGUCUAUUAGUAGGAGUGGUUACUGAAAGAUAGAUUUAAUAAAAGAUGAUGAUUAUUUAUACAGGCCAUGACACCUUUUCAGAGAAAUUUGCUGCUUCCUGUUCCGUGUUCCAUGCAAUGUUAUUUCUUAUGAAUUUCUUAUAAAUCAGUCACCAAAACAGCCUUCUACCAACUUAAGAACAUAUCCAGAGUUAAGGGCUUUAUG
Larimichthys crocea (large yellow croaker) is the source of this 1604-nucleotide messenger RNA. RefSeq lists its product as uncharacterized. The record is from RefSeq and is a predicted model, not a curated record. The transcript has 5 exons. The coding region runs from base 173 to 787 and encodes 204 amino acids. NCBI's taxonomy places the organism in Eukaryota, Metazoa, Chordata, Actinopteri, Sciaenidae.